GCUGUUUUGUUUGCAGAUGAUGAUAAAAAAGUUGUUGCGGUUUUGGUUGAUCGCGGGUGUGCGGCGCGAAAAUUUACAGUUAUUUUUCGGGAAACUCCAGUAAACGGAAAGUGAUUGUAAUAUUUGCGUUGAUUUAGUGCUUCCAAAUCUAUUUUGCAUUUGAAAGAGAGUCAAUUGCAGACGCCCGCCGCCGCCGUGAUCAGUCGCGAGUUUGGAUUUAAGUUCAGCAGACGUAUCUCGUUGCUUCUCUAGCUCAACCAAAUUGAAGCUACAGCGGAUCGGAGAUCAUCUAUUGGAACGCGUUUUCGGUGCCAUCAUUUGCUCAUGAAGUGGGUGAGCUGAAUCAAAAACCGGAAACGGAUUAAGUGGGAAGUGUACUCUCAGCGAUAGUUCCAUUCAAAAAAAAGUAUCUCAGUGUGACUAGUGUUCAUAAAGUGUGUCGUUCUGGAACUUAGUUUCUAUUUUUUAUCUGCAUAUGUAGAAACGUAUUCUGUGUCGGCUAGAACAAGCUGUAUAUAUUUUUAUCACAAGUCGUCAACCCGGUGACGAUCGUGCGUGGAAACAGGUCUCUCCUAUUCAAAACUUCAUCAUAAUCGUUGGCUGUCGCGCGCAGAGAAAUGGUCAUUUCGAAGAUAUGCUGCAUCGGUGCCGGAUACGUGGGUGGCCCCACGUGCAGUGUGAUGGCCCUAAAGUGUCCAGAUAUCAAGAUUACCGUUGUGGAUCGCAGUGCCGAACGGAUUGCACAAUGGAAUUCCGAAAAGCUGCCAAUCUACGAGCCGGGUCUAGACGAGGUCGUCAAAGAGUGCAGGAAUCGCAAUCUUUUCUUCUCCACCGACAUUGAAACGGCCAUUCAGGAAGCAGAGCUCAUCUUCAUCUCAGUCAACACUCCCACCAAAACUUACGGAAAUGGAAAGGGUCGCGCGGCUGAUCUCAAAUUCGUCGAGGGAUGCGCUCGAAUGAUCGCUGAACUGUCGCAGAACAGCAAAAUUGUCGUCGAAAAGAGCACUGUGCCGGUACGAGCAGCGGAAAGCAUUAUGCACAUAUUGAAAGCCAACCACAAACCGGGAGUCAAAUAUGAUAUUUUAUCAAAUCCUGAAUUCCUAGCCGAAGGAACUGCCAUCGAAGAUUUGCUAAAACCCGAUAGAGUACUGAUUGGAGGGGAAGAAACUCCGGAGGGCAAGGCUGCGAUCGAGAAGCUGUGCUGGGUUUAUGAGCACUGGAUUCCGAAGAAAAACAUUCUUACCACUAACACGUGGAGUUCUGAAUUGUCCAAGCUUGCUGCUAAUGCAUUCCUAGCACAAAGGAUAUCCUCCAUAAACUCGCUAUCGGCCGUUUGUGAAGCCACAGGAGCAGAUGUCUCUGAAGUUGCACGAGCUGUUGGCUUGGAUUCGAGAAUUGGACCCAAAUUUCUACAGGCAUCCGUAGGAUUCGGUGGCAGUUGUUUCCAGAAGGACAUUCUCAACUUAGUAUACAUAUGUGAGGGUUUGAAUCUUCCGGAAGUUGCGGCAUAUUGGCAGCAAGUGAUUGAUAUGAAUGAGUAUCAGAAAACCCGAUUCUCACAGAAAAUUAUCGAAUGCCUGUUUAACACCGUCACCGACAAGCGGAUUUCAAUUUUGGGAUUCGCAUUUAAGAAAAAUACCGGCGACACUCGGGAAACUCCUGCCAUCACAGUUUGUAAAACACUUCUCGACGAAGGUGCGCAGCUAAAUAUCUACGACCCAAAAGUAGAACCAGAACAAAUCAUUGCCGAUCUGACGCAUCCCAAGAUAACAGACAGUCCCGAGCACGUGAAAAAGGUAGUUCAAAUCUUCUCUGAUCCAUACGAUGCAGUUCGUGGUACGCAUGCUAUCGUAGUGUGUACCGAAUGGGACGAGUUCAUUAAUCUCAACUAUGAGCGAAUUUACCAAUCGAUGAUGAAGCCGGCCUACAUCUUCGAUGGACGUAAAAUCCUGUCACACGAAAAACUCCAACAGAUUGGCUUCCACGUGCAAACCAUUGGUAAGAAGCUGAAUCGCAAUAUUCUCACCCGAUCGUGGGGAAGCAUUCCACAGCUGUAAGGACAAUGAGAAUGCAUUCCGCUUCCGCUGGGACUAGGCAACCACUACGAACAAAUACAUCUCAUCAACAGCAAUACCUCUCUGUGGAGGUCCUGUGAAGGUAAACUCAAGGUAUUAUGAAACAGUGAAUACGAAUACUUGACUAUUUAAAAGACCAAGCUAGAAUUAGGAUUUUGUGCGAACAAAGUAUUAUGGUAAAUUCGAGUGUAACAAUCGCAGAACACUUUCCAGUUUUCACUGUCUCUUAUCAAAUGAGCUGGUCCUGGAGGUUUGAAUACCUUUCAAUGUGUCCUAAGUUUAACACAUACAAACUAGUAUCCUUCAUAGUCUAAGUCCCUUAUGCACAAUUUAUGCUAAGAACAUUGCUGCAAUAUCAUGAAACACGUAACGUGUAAGCCUUUACUUUUCAAAUGUAUUGUUUGCCCUAUUAUACCUAAGUUAAAGUACGAAACUUUUCAGAAAAGUUGGUCUAUGUUUCAGAUUUUCUUUUUUUUUGCAGACAUAAAAUACUAAAUUGAUGCAUAGAUUUGA
Aedes aegypti (yellow fever mosquito) is the source of this 2588-nucleotide messenger RNA. RefSeq names its product UDP-glucose 6-dehydrogenase (gene sgl). The coding region runs from base 618 to 2057 and encodes 479 amino acids. Gene Ontology annotation, biological process: glycosaminoglycan biosynthetic process. The record is from RefSeq and is a predicted model, not a curated record. Gene Ontology annotation, molecular function: UDP-glucose 6-dehydrogenase activity; NAD binding. The transcript is spliced from 5 exons. Gene Ontology annotation, cellular component: cytosol; nucleus. Lineage: Eukaryota; Metazoa; Arthropoda; Insecta; Diptera; Culicidae.